UGGCAGCCCAGCAGGAGCAGCAGGUGGUGGAACUGGAGGAAUGCAGGAGUUCUCCCAGGCCCGUUUCUCCUCCUCCUUCCCCACAUAUCUCCCUGCCCAGUGCCAGCUAAAUGGUGCCGACUCCGCCUUUUUCCUGCGCGAUAUCAGUCAGGAGGUUAUGCGCAACAGCAGCCUAUCAUCUCGCACUGAGCCCUUCUUUGUACACCGACUAGAGGCUGGCAUCAGUGCCCCGCAGUCACUGCCGAGUGUCAACUGCAGCUAUGGAAAUCUAACUGCUGAGCAGCCAAUCCCAGUGGACCUACUUCAGGGCCCACCUCCUCAUCUCUUGCUGACAGCCAACCAGGUGACUCUGAACUGGAAAGUCAAAGGUCAUGUGGUGGUGCCCAAAGUGGGGUCAACGCGCCCCUGGAUACAGGUACUAUUUUAUCUCACAGGACGGCGCUGGGAUGAGCCUGAUUCACCUCCUCUGGCCCUCCUCCCUUGCAUCAGGGCCUUGGCCAUCCGAGACCUUACUGAAACAGCGCCCUCUGCUGGCUGCCGACUUAUGGGAUCAUCUGGUAUCUGCGUUGUCCGUUUGGAGAUUCCACCAGCUUGGUUCAUGCCCCCUCAACUCAGAAAAAGACCUUCUGAAGUGACUUUGCCCUCACUGGAUGUGUAUUACUCAAUUGUACCAGUAGAGGGGCCUGGUCAUGACUGCCCUGCCAUUGUCAAUGAACCAUGGAGAGGUCAGAGCACAAAUGUCGGCCCUCUUGGAGGCUUGGGCCUUGGGGGACAGUGGAGCCCCAUAGUGGACGUGGGGCUUCAAGACAUGCAGAAAGCUGGUUCAGUGGCAAUGAUUGUGGGCCUGGUUUCAGCUAAAGGCAAGAGAUUGACAUUGGAUGAAAACGUAGAGGUUCUGGUGCCACCCAGCCCAGUCAGGCUCGGCAGGACAGUGGCAUUCGGUGUCUACAUGAAGACAGGUUCAAACGUAGAACAGUUUACACUGAGGGUGUGGUUCCAGUCAGGCAUCAACUUCCUUGCUGUGAAACCCAGCAACUUGGUUGAGUGGGAGAUCAAACAGGAAAUGUCACCGGGAAGCAGCUCGUUGGCGGUAAUUUGUCAGAGAAAGUCCUCCUCCACAGCACAAAGGCUCGAGUCUCCAUCAUAUGAGGUGAUGCAGUUGGACUUUGAAGUGGACAAUGUGAUCAACCUGGUUCCAACACAGACUCUUCACUGGAACACUGAGUACCCAGCGGGAACACAAACGACUCCCAGACAAACAGAGAAAGUGUCGCAUCUCUACAUCAGCAAUGCAGACAUACAGGGCAUUGUACCUCUGGCUGAGGACACAGACGUGGUGAACACAGCCAUUCUCACAGGUCGCUGGGUUGCAGUGCCCAUCAAACUGGUUACUGUGGAAACCGACGGACAGGUUCGGGAGGUGGACGACUCUGUCACCUGCAGCUCAACAGAUGUGGACGUGCUCAAGGUUUCCCCAAACUGUGACCAAGUUUUGGUGAAUGGUAAAGAAAUGCGGGGUCGGCAGUCUCUAGCAGUCAACUUCACUUACCUGCACCUGUCUGCACAGCUCCGGCUCACCGUCUGGGUUCCUAAACUACCCCUGCAAAUAGAUGUAUCAGAUACUGAGCUGAGCCAGGUCAAAGGCUGGAGGGUGCCAAUCAUUACAAACAAACGACCUACCAGAGACAGUGAAGAUGAUGACGAUGACGAGAAGAAGGGCAAAGGCUGCACCCUACAGUACCAAUAUGCAUUGGUGCGGGUUCUGACCCAUUUCGUCACAGAACCUUCUGACCCUGGAAGAGAGAUGGUCUACAUGUUGGGAGCAGAUUGGCAAGCCGAUAUCACUCACUUAGUCUUAGAUCAGCUAAAGGUAGAGGAUCCUCGUAUUGCAAGAUUGAUAGAUGGGCGGAUCUUGAUUGGGCGUGACCUUGGAAUCACCACCAUACAGGUUCUGUCCCCUCUGUCUGACUCAAUCCUGGCUGAGAAGACUGUGACUGUGUUGGAUGACAAGGUCACCAUCACAGACUUGGGUGUCCAGCUGGUUGCAUCUCUCUCCCUCAGUAUAACUGCUAGUCCUGGAAAUUAUCAAGCUAUACAGCUGACGACUACAGCUGCAGACCUACUGCACGUGCCCAAACAGGAAGCAGUGAUUAGUGCAUGGAUCCAAUACAGUGAUGGUUCAGUGACACCACUUGACAUCUAUGAUCCCAAAGAUUUCCUCCUCUCAGCUAUUUCAUUGGAUGAGAGCAUCAUCUCCAUAACCAAUCAGGACCAGCACUGGCCAGUCGUAGUGGCAGAGGGUGAGGGACAGGGAGCCCUGGUUCAGGCAGAGAUGGUUAUAUCUGAGACAUGUCAGAAAUCCAAAAGGAAGAGUGUGUUGGCUUCUGGAGUUGGAAAUGUGAUAGUGAAGUUUGGAGCAAAAACUGAGGUUGGGGGAGUAAUGGGAAGAGGUCGACAGGAGGAGAGUGGAGAAUCAGACAACCGUGCCAAUGAGCACAUUACAAAGGGGAAAGGAUGGAGGAGGGUGGAAUCCAGCAGUGCCGCAGCAGACCGAGAGGAAGGAGCCGUGAGGAAGAUUGGUACAACAACCAAAAGCACAGUAACCAACCGUGCAUCUGGUGGCAAAGGCACUAGUGGCGGCAGCAACAGCAGGGGUGGAGGUCCCAACCAAGCAAGGGACUACAGUGGGCACCCAGCACAAGUUAGAGAUACAGGAAUGGACAUGGUACUAUCCCAGAACAACAGAGGCCUGUCAGACCUGGAAAUUGGGAUGUAUGCCCUUCUGGGAGUAUUCUGUCUUGCAAUCAUGGUCUUCCUCAUCAACUGUGUCAGCUUUGCCUACAGGUACCGUCACAAGCAAGUCCCCGUCCUCGAAUCAGGAGGCAACAUGAAUCAUGCCCAUGACUGGGUGUGGCUUGGCAAUGAGGCUGACCUGUUAGGUGAUCACCCUGACCAAUGCCAGGGGGCUCUGCCAGAUGAAUGCACUACUAUCAUAGAUCGAAGUGAUGGUAGCUAUGAGGAGAGCAAGUUCCUGCUGAAUGGUGCUGGGAACAGCCUGGUGAUGGGUGUGGGCACGGGUAUGGGUACGAUCAGAGGAGGAGGUGGCCCAGGUGGGCCCCGGGGCAUCACCCAUGGACAAACCUUACCCAGAUCUGUUCCAGAACCCCAUCAGUGCCUUUCACCAAUUACAACUGGUGGAAAAGAUGCCACUGGCCAAGCGGAGCACCUGAAUAAUUCUCCUCGAGCUUCAGCUGCAGCCGUAGCUGCCAAACGAAAACGUGUGAAGUUCACCUCUUUUGCUACUGUUCUGCCCAACGAGAACACAGGCGGAAGCGGCUCAUACACCAACUCAUCAGUCCUGGUGACCAAUAGAAGCGAGGAUGAUAUCAAGUGGGUAUGCCAGGAUAUGGACCUAGGCCAGUCUGAAAUCAGAACCUACUUGGAGAGGCUACAAGACAAUCUGUGACUGACAGAGUCCAGACUGAGGAAAGAUGGGGCAGAGGAUGAGUGCCACAAAGGGGAGCUGAACAGCAAAUACAAUUCACCUUUAAUGCCUUUGCAAUGGAUGAAGGGAGUGGGGCUAGGAGUAAUUUAAAGGAAGUUAGGACUGAGAGAAAGGAUUUGUUUAGAAAGUGACAAAAAAAAUAUAGUGAAGCUUGGCAAUCGUAUGAGACAAUUAUUGACCAGUCAGGGGGAUGCUCAUAUCUAGCUUCUCUUUGUCUAAAGCCAACUGUCAUUAUGAGCUCAAACUAAAAUCAACAUGAGUAAACGAUGGAUGACAAUGAUUUUUAAAACAUUAUUUAUUGAGAAAAUAGA
Thalassophryne amazonica is the source of this 3816-nucleotide messenger RNA. Its product is annotated as transmembrane protein 132D. The record is from RefSeq and is a predicted model, not a curated record. Lineage: Eukaryota; Metazoa; Chordata; Actinopteri; Batrachoidiformes; Batrachoididae.